This is a messenger RNA of Tuber aestivum (summer truffle), 2687 nucleotides long. NCBI's taxonomy places the organism in Eukaryota, Fungi, Ascomycota, Pezizomycetes, Pezizales, Tuberaceae. The record is from the annotation of a GenBank genome assembly.
AGAGCGCGCGAAAGUUAUCGUGAUAACGCUUGCCACAGAUUCAAACUACCGGCGCCCUUCAAGGCAGUGCUCCUGCAGCACGCUUUUGCUGCUCCCGUGAGUACCGGUACCGGCACCGGCACCUGUGACUGUGGGGUAGGGGAGAGUACCGGCAGCACUGGCACGAGUACCCGUACUCGAGUACUUGGACUGGGUACGGCGCGGUAGUCCUCUUGAAAUGUCUUGCCUCCUUUAUCUAAUCGCUGUUUCACAAGGGGCGUACCAGUGGAGACGCUCGGGCGCACACACCAAUCGAACAAUGUGGUUGAGUCCUUGGACCCUGUUCCCGCGCUUCCUCAUCCCUGAAAUCGAACCCCUUCAAACACCACUCUACUGCACCCUACAGCACCGUGGCCACCAUCUUCUUCUCUUCCCUUUCUCGCCAGCCUGGGGGACAGGAGAUUGGUCUGCCCUUUGGAGGAUAGCUCCUGUGGAACCCGGUACCCACGGUUGGACAGGAAAGGCGGGGGGACCGAAUCAUGGUACUACUCGAGUACCUGCGAACCCAUGCCCAAUCCUCCUCCAUCUUCUGCCCCGUCCAAGUCCGGCAAUCCACCCUAUCCUGCCGCCCUGGAAUCCUCACCAUGACAUGGGAAGUCCCCCUGGCCGCCCGGAUGCUAUAUAUCGCGCGCCCACCACCCUCUCCAGACCUUCCCUCUCUUUCUAUUCACCACGACAGACGUUGAACUCGUUUUUGUCCUACUAUUCUCGUGACCUCUUGGACGCAAUCACUCUUUAAGUUGCUUUCAAAGUUGCCAGUCGGUCGUUACCCACACACUUUGCACCCUCUGGUCUAUUUCUUUCUUCCACUUCCCCACUUCCCUUUUAACGACAAAGCCUCAACUUGUGGGUUUUCGCUUUUUCCUUUUCAAGGGCUGAAUAUCAAGUUUUCAAGUCGAGUGUUCCCCUACGAACGACCCCUUAUAAAGGCUGAGCUUUUAUCGUCAACGCUUUCAACAAUAAUAAGAAGAUACCGAUUUUAUUAUUUACGACUGCUUGCCGUCAAUACCAACUUUGUCAGGAGCAACCUCACGAUAAACCUUCCAUUUUAUAUAUAUACAAAUACAGGGCUGUGCCUAAUACCUCAAAAUGCGUGUUGCUUAUACCACAAUUCUUUCCGCUGCUCUCGCAGCCAGCGCGCUUGCAUUCCCUUUCCGUGGUGCCAACCAGAAGAGAGAUGAUGCCGUCGAGAUUGUCACCGAAUGUACCACCAUUCAGUAUGUUCACCUUCGAUCCCUUUCCUUCCCUUUCCCAUCAUGGAAAAUCAAUGACUAACUUGACCAAUCGGAUGACAGCGUGACCGAAUACGCGACCUCGGGACCCUCGCCCUCACCCGAGCCGCCAGUCGUCAAGCCGAACAGUGAUGUUGAUGCGCCAGCGCCGACAGGAGACUACACCAAGUACCGCUCCAAGUCCCGCCGUCCUCGUCCAACAUCGACCUCGGCACCAGAGACAAGCCCACCACCACCAGCCGUUACUCCCCCCAUUGAGUCACCAGUUCCCACGUCGAAAGAACCGGCUGCUGCUCCAACCACUUCCCCUGCUCCCGCUCCAAGCUCCCCUGCUCCCUCCGGAGGCUCCUUCGAAUCCGAAGUCCUCGCAGCGCACAAUGACAAGCGAGCCCUCCACGGUGUGCCAGCGUUAACAUACGAUAAGACCCUGGCUGACUAUGCAGCGGGUGUUUCCGCUACCUGCAAGUUCGAGCACUCUCACGGUCCCUAUGGCGAGAAUCUCGCCGCUGGAUAUGCCAGUGCCGCAGAAGCUAUCAAGGCAUGGUACGAUGAGGAAAAGCUGUACAAUUAUGCUUCCGGCGAUUUUAGCGUAUGCGUCACAUCUCAUCUAAUGAUAUUUACAAUAUAGUGUGAUGAACGGUGCUAAUUGUGAAUAUGUGUAUAUAGUCGGCAACUGGUCACUUUACACAACUCGUUUGGAAAUCCACCACAAAGGUCGGUUGCGGUGUCAAGGCCUGCAAUGGAGCCGGUGGAACGCCCGGAGAGUUCCUCACGUGCAAUUACGAUACCGGAAACGUGAUUGGUCAAUUCCAGGCAAAUGUUCUGCCUCCUGUUUGACGCAGCUGGCUAGUUCUCUGGUAAAGGGAUGGCAGAAUGGUUGGUUCGGGUGUCUGUCUUUCUUUCUCUCCUCGACAACCCUUUUUGGCAGUGCCCUGGCAGAAGGAGGGAAAAGCUGAAGGAGAAGUGAUGGAAAUCCCCGCUGGUCAAGAGCCAAAUAAAAUAGAAAAAAAAGGAAGGCUUUCUGAGAAAUUCUUUAUACAUAUGUCUGUUCUUGUAUAUCUUUUAUAAAAAAAACCUAGCGUAAUCCCGCUUACUUUGCUUUGUCUGGACGGGCUUUGGGAGUAUAGCAUAUUAUCACAACAUUUUAUCGCACUGUACUGUACUACAUUCGGGAUGUGAAAUAACAAGUAAAGGGAUAUCCAUCCGAAAAGGGGGUGUUUGUUUGUAUUUCAUUUGUUCCUGUUGAUCCAUUUCACAGUUUUGUAUGAUUAUAGCUGUGUUUGUGUCGGGACUCCAAAUACCUGUUUUGUUUUGUUUUUGUUCGGCGUAAUUUACACUCGAGGGAUUUUCGGUUGUCGUUGAAAUCUCUUUUGCAUACGUGAGCACGGUAGAUUCAAACCGUCAAGCUAUCAUUAC